UCUUCUGUCUUUCUCAGACACACACAGUGACAAAACCUGGUCACCGGCAAAAAAAAAACACUGUUUCGAGACCGAAUUUUCUCAUCGGAAAAUGUUACGUCAGCUUCCACCUACUAUUACGGCGGACGCCACGCCGGAUUGGCUUCCCGUCGGUUGGAUUGUUCACUCUACAGUUCUAAAACGCGGUCGUCAAACUAAGUUAAAAUCCUUACAAGAUAGAGAGACCGCAAGCGAAAGGCCGUCGUGGCUUCCGGAUGAAAGGAAAGCAGAGUUGGGGAUUGGUUCUGUUAGUGGACACCCUUACAAGAUGAAUGUGAACACAUCAAAUGAUUUUAAAACCAAUCCAAAGGAGACAGUGGUAUUAGAUGAUAACUCUAUGGAAUCUGAAGAUUCAUCGGGUGAAGAAUACGAAACCGGGUGUAAUGAAAUUACGUAUGCAAUUGAGGAGGAUGAAGAAGAUUUUUCGGAGAGGGAAUAUGUCGAAAAUGUGGAGAAUUACUCUAAUAUAACCUCUACUCCUCUACGGUUACAGCCAGAAAGAAUGCAGAAAUUGGAGUCUCGAGCAAAAACGCAAUGUGUGUUUGAAGAUGAGGAUAUGAGUAGUGACAGUGACAACAAACUUCCAGAAGCUGAGAUUUCAAAAGAAGGAAAUGGUUUGGGAGAGGCUCGUAUUGUAUCUAACCUAGUCGAGUCUUUUGAUGAGAAAACCUCGCAUAGUGUUGUGGUUGAGUGUGAUGAUAAGGCGAGGGAGAUCCCGGGUUUGACUGGGUCAUUAACUGUUGAAAUCAACCUGGACUGUGAACCUGCAAGUGAUAGUUUGGUAGAGAAGAAUUGGAAGAAAAGUGGGAGCGAAGGAAUAGGAACAAGAAACAUUGAGAUCAUUGACCUAGAGAGUGACGUGAUUCACAUAAGUGGGGAAUCUGGCGAUACAAGUAAAGAGCCUCUGAAAGCUCAAGCUGCGCUGGAAGAACCUGAUAAUGAGUGGGGAAGAUCGGUCUUCUUUCCAGACAGAGAAGCCCCGUCACAUUCUGUACUUGUCUUUGAAAAUUCUAAUGCUAGAUCAUCUGUAGAAGAUCUUAGCAACACCAUUGAGCUUGGUUUAAACCCGCAAGAAAAGAACAUCAGUGGCUCUAAAAAGCGGAAGAAGAAUACGGAAACAUGUUCAUCUACGAACACCAAGAAGAAAGGCAUUGAAGCACCAACUAAAAAACUUCAGAAAAGCAAGACACCACCAAGCAAACCGCAUGGCAAGAAGGGAAGUUCAAGUGUAGGCAUGGACAGAAAACCUGAUGAUUGGCUUAAACCGUGCCCAAACUUCCCAUUUGAGCCACUCACAAGAUCAUUUCAAGUAGAGGAUGACUCGGUAAUCCGCAUGUACUUAGAGCAACACUUUACAGCUCCAGGGAGUGCUGAUAGUAAUCUACCUUUACCCGAUUUCGGAUUGCCAACCUUCUCCAACAUCAAAAUCUCACUGAAUGAAGAACCUGCAUCCAAGAAAAAGAAAUCUCCUGAUCCUCCAUGUGUACAAGUUGCAAGUUCAAGCUUACCUAGUUGUAGUUCCAUGGGUACUAGUAUGCUACAAACAGUUGCAGGACACUAAAGAGACACUGAGACUUGACAAGUUUAAGAUGAAAUUGGGAUUUGUUGGGAUGAAAAUUCUAUAAAUUUCUAAUUCCAUC
Molecule: messenger RNA, 1679 nt
Organism: Arabidopsis arenosa
Lineage: Eukaryota; Viridiplantae; Streptophyta; Magnoliopsida; Brassicales; Brassicaceae
Source: the annotation of a GenBank genome assembly